CGGCAAGCCUGAGCGACAUUGACACCGGUAAACCAGCAUGGAUCCUAUGACAUGUCGAGCGGCUGCUCGCAUUCUCGUGCAUUUCCGUCGUUUUCCGAACAGUAGUUGGCGUCAUUACGCCAGUAAGGCAAGGCCCCACCCUGAGACUUUGGGCACGUAUCGUGCACUGCGCCACUUUGAUGAAUUCUAUGCGGCCGUGUUUGGUGAUGCGUGGCCCUCGGUGCGUCUGGCGCUGCUGUGCCCCAACAAGCCAUGUGCCCUUUCCAACACGUUCUCACUCGACACCGAGGACGUGCAGAAGCGACUGCGGUCCCUCGGUACUCUCAGCCUGCGCAACCUGUGUGAGCGCCGUGUGGCCACUGCCGCCAAGCAGGAGGGCAGCGAACCUGCCACCAGCUUGGAGCUUGCCGAACCCCCCGUUGAAGAUGCGGCUACUGCCAACAGCCACAGUGCUGCAAGCACAGACCAGAGCUUUGAUGAGAGCUCACGCUACAUGCCAGCAAAUGACGCAUCGCCCUCUCUCAUGAGCUUCGUACCGAGCUCACGGCUUGUCUACCAAGAAGAUCAGAUCAACGAGGACUCCUACCACGGCUUCUACAAGCCUGAUGCAGAUGUGCGCCUGCCCGUCAAGCGCUGGCCACUGGGCAGGGAACCCAUUUUCCGUGGGAAACUGGAUGUUGCCAUGUUUCCCACGGGUGACAUUUCGGCAUUCCCCCCACCUCGCCGGAGUGGCAAGGAGCGGCUUCUCGACUAUUACCUGAUGGACGGUGCAUCCGUGCUGCCGGUGCUGGCCUUGGAUCUGCAGCAGGGUGAUGAGCUGGCCGACCUGUGCGCUGCUCCUGGGGGCAAGCUGUUGGCGGCCCUGUGCACGGGACUCCUCGGCCGUGCAGUGGCAUGUGAUGCAUCGUCAUCCCGUGUGAAACGUCUGCGUGAGUGUCUCCGGAGCUACGUGCCAGAGAAGCAGCUGCACAAGGUGUCUGUGCUGCAUCACAACCUGCUUUCACCUGGCUCUCUGGGCUGGCAGUUUGACAAGAUCCUGCUUGACGUUCCGUGCACCAAUGACCGUCUGUCUGUGGCCGAGGACGACAACAACUGGUUCAGCCAAAAGCGGCAGCAGGAACGGCUCGAGCUGCCCCAACGGCAGUUGGACAUGCUGUGCCAGGCACUGCCCCUGCUACGCUUUGGCGGCAGCCUGGUGUACUCCACCUGCUCCCUGUCGCCCAUUCAGAACGACGGCGUGGUGCACAUGGCACUGCAACAGCUUCAGCGCACCAGUUCGGCCCAGUACGCUGUCGUCGAUCUGUCCGAGGCAUUUGCCCCGCUACCCUUUCGCUUCUUCGAGGGCUGUCGCUAUGGGCAGCUGGCACUGCCGUACCUGCCCAACAACGUGGGACCAUUAUAUGUGGCACGCAUCGAGCGUAUACGCUAAUAACACCUUGGGUAACUCUGUGUGGAGUGACAUUCUGGGCUGGCAUCUGCCAAGUGAGGCCGUGGGAGUCACUUGAGAUGGCGCUGAACACAGUUUCCCUAUGUAGAUGCCAACUAGUCUUCUUAUUGGUCAGUGAUACAAAGUCCUUGUCCUCAGCAUGAUGUUGGAGAGCAUGUUGUGGUCUGCACACACAUGUGCAGUCAACUCUCGAAACUUUAGUUUUUCAUUUCCGUUUCAGUAGAGAGAAAUGCAUCUAGGUAGCUCCUUGGAAAUAUACGGGCCUUAGUCUAGAAAACAGUACAUUCCUGGUUCAGCACACUCGAGAACUCCAGGGCUUUACAUAUGCAAGAGGUGUGUCUGUCUGAAUGCAUUCUGUACCAUCAUGUCUGAAGCACGGCUAUUCUUGAAGAGCUCAGACUAUUAAAAGCAACAGGGCUAGAGCUUGUUAUACAAAAAUCAUGGGUCUUCUGCUGUUUGCCGCCAGCAUUAAAGAAAUACUGAUACCUAUUUUCGAAGUUGUAGCAGUUCUAUCUACACUUCUCACAUGUAAAAGAAUCACACUUGGCCAGUAUGAGAGUUUCUAAGUUCUCGUUAAACCUCGGUACAACGAACUUCAAUAUGAUGAAAUUCUCGAUAUAAUGAAGCAUAAGGGUUUCAUAACCUCUUGCCCAUAGGACACCAUGUAUUAGUACCUCAAUAUAAUGAAGUGUGUGUGUAUGCGAUUUCAAUAUAACAAAAUUUUACUGCCACCGCAAAAGAAUGCCGAGACAAUAAAUUGAAACUUCCGCUGACGCAGAUGGUCAAAUGAUGAAAUUACAAGCGGUGCUUGCAAACGCACCUCUGAAAUCGUGCACCGCACGACAAGAGCAACCCCGAAGUGGAGCCGCAUCAUGUUCCGUAUAAAGUACGAAGUACAAGCGCGACAAGAUCCUAUCGUGCCCCGCGCACUGUGUGCUUUAGGUGCGAGUGAAAGUGUGUGAGGCUGAGACAAGAAAGGUGGUGGCUUCACGAGUGACUCGUGCGAGCGAAAGGAAAGAGAGGGAAGGGACGCAAUCAACCACGCGAGAAGGGGGGGGGGGAGUUUAUUAAGUUGGCGCGCAUCUCGGCUGUGGCUGCACACAAGCGUGGCUAAGUGCAUAUGCAGCCAUGCACCCUGCAUUAGAGGUAAUCUGCCGCGUGUGCAAAGAGUGGGCAUGCCGAGACAACGUGGCACAAUGUAAGCUGUCUAAUCGCGCAUGUAGUAUUGGAAGUUGUGUAAUCUCAAGUUUCAGUGACCCAUUGGAGUGAGAGGCAAACGAAGCAUUGGCUCCCCACUGCCGGCGCUUUUCCCAAUAGCAUCGUCCCAGUGCGGGCAACGCCAUCAGCCGCGGGGUCGGAGCACAUGCAAAAGUGUGGCUGGCUUUGCUUAACUCAUGCCACCGAUGUGAAGAUGUUGUCGACGUACAUGGGAUGAAACCGUAUCGUUCAUCGUCGACUCCCAAAUUUAUCAAAAUGAAUUAUCUCAAUCUACUCUAUCUACUCCGUGGGUUAGUCGUGAAAUCAUCCACAUUAAACAUAGGCUAAAACGAUUAAGAAAGAAACAAAAUAUGUGUAAGAAGACCCUCAUGGAACGGGAAUAAAUUGGCAAUUAAGGUGCAACAAGCAAAGCAUAAUUACUUCACUUUUCCAUUUCAGAACCAGAAUUUCUUAGAACUGAUCCAUCAGAAUUUUGGCAUUACCUCGGAACGACAAAUGCAUCUAUUCAAAAGAUUUCAGUAAAUGAUCACCUUGUCGAAAAUGCAGCUGAUAUAGCUCAUGCAUUUAAUCUAUAUUUUCAUAGUGUUUUUCCCCCUAAUGACAACUACAGCAUGCAUAAGCUCUCGAAGACAGAUGUACCAGUGACAACAAGCGAGGGUGUUCUACCUAUGCUACGUAAAUUGAAUGAGAAAAAAAGCGCGGGUAAGGAUGGCAUCCCUACUGCGUUCAUGAAAUGCUUUGCGGCGCAGAUUGCAGACUACUUGGCAAAUCUUUUUCAGCUUUUUUUAACCACUGGCGAGCUUCCUGAUGACUGGAAGAUAGCACGUGUUGUGCCAAUUUUUAAGAAGCGGGACAAGCUUAACAUAACAAAUUAUAGGUCCGUGUCGAUUAUAUCUAUUUGUUCGAAACUUAUAGAACAUGUCAUAGCUGGAUAUAUAAGGUCUUUCUUGUCUAAUAAUAAAGUUUUGUCUCCUUAUCAACACUGAUUUACCAAGGGAAGGUCUACUACAACUCAGUUACUCACCACUGUACAUCAUUUUAUAAUGGCAUUGGACCACUCGGGGCAAAUAGAUGCAUUCUUUACAGACUUUAGCAAGGCGUUUGACAUGAUGUCGCAUACAAAGCUAAUACAUAAGUUGAGAUUAACCGGCCUUCCCAUCUACUUAGUGAAUUGGGUUGAAGCAUACUUACACAGCAGAAAACAAUUUGUUGUAGUGGAUGAGUGUGUGUCUGAUAUGCUCCGUUUCUUCUGGUGUGCCUCUGGGCAGUGUACUCGGACUCUUGCUUUUCUUGGUUUAUGUAAAUGAUCUCAUUGAAUGUUUAUCUGAUUCAGUGUGUAUAAAAUUAUUCGCUGAUGACUGUA
Molecule: messenger RNA, 4028 nt
Organism: Dermacentor albipictus
Lineage: Eukaryota; Metazoa; Arthropoda; Arachnida; Ixodida; Ixodidae
Product: 5-methylcytosine rRNA methyltransferase l(2)10685
Biological process (GO): RNA methylation
Molecular function (GO): RNA methyltransferase activity
Source: RefSeq, a predicted model, not a curated record